This is a messenger RNA of Centruroides sculpturatus (bark scorpion), 4345 nucleotides long. RefSeq lists its product as uncharacterized. The record is from RefSeq and is a predicted model, not a curated record. The transcript has a single exon. The annotation marks the transcript as partial. Gene Ontology annotation, molecular function: nucleic acid binding; nucleotide binding. Lineage: Eukaryota; Metazoa; Arthropoda; Arachnida; Scorpiones; Buthidae.
UUUACAUUUAUAUUAAGGAAAAAAGCCUUCAAGGGGUAUGUCAGAAGUUAUAGAGCAUUUAUCUCUAAUUAUACAGAUCCUAGUAUUUUAUUUGAAAAUGUUAGACAUACUAUUUAUAAUAUUUUGACUAAUGAUGAUUUAAUUUCAAGGAUGAAAUUUUUAUUAAAUCUAAAGAUAAAAUUUAUAAAAUAUUCAGAAAAUGAAACUAUUACGUAUCAGGAUGUGUUUUUCUCCAGUCGAGUAGAACAUAUUUUAUCUCGGUAUAUGAUCGAUGAAAGGUUAACAAAUGCUUUUGAUACAAUUUUAAACUUCAUUGAUCAGUUUAUAAAAAACGGAUCAGGGUGGAUAAUUAAGGAAAUUAUAUUUUUAGAUAUUCAUUUAGGAAUUUAUAAGGCUGAGAGUGGUGGAUGUGGUAAUAUCAUCCUACCAAAACAUUUAAUUAAUAAGCGUUGUUUGUUGAAUAUUAAAUGUAGUGAUAAUCAAUGUUUUUUAUACUGCGUAAUUGCUAGUUUGUAUCCAAAUACUAACAACAAAAAUUCGAUUUAUUCGUACAGGAAAUUUUUGAAAUAUUUAAAUACAAAUACCCUAAAAUUUCCAGUAAAUAUUAAAAAUAUUCCAUCAUUUGAAAAAAAUAAUAGUUUAAAAAUUCAAGUAUUUGGAUAUGAAAAAAAAAUAAUUUAUCCUAUUUAUAUAAGUAAAUAUCAGUUCGAAAAAGAAAUUAAUUUGUUAUUAUAUAAAUCCCAUUAUUUUCUAAUUAGAAAUUUUAACAGACUAUUGUCAGAAAAAUCAGGAAUACGAAAAUUUUGUAAACGAUGUCUUAUAGGCUUUCAAAGAAGCCAUACUUUAAAUGAGCAUGUGAAAAUAUGUUCUAAUUAUAAAUAUCAGAAAGUUUCUACCCCGACUGGAGAAAGAGCGGUUGCUAAAUUUACUAAUUACGAGAAGCAAUUAUAUCACCCCAUAGUAAUUUAUGCUGAUUUUGAAUCGAUUCUAGAAGAAGUUGAUGUAAACGCUGUAGAUCUAAAUUCUAGUUUCACUAAAACUAUUCAGAUUCAUAAACCUAUAUGUUAUUCUAUCGUUAUUAUAGAAAAUGAUGAUGAUUUAUUCUAUUCUAAUUUUUAUUGUGGUAAAGAUGCUGUUAAGCAUUUUUUAUUUGAUAUCCAGAAUCAAUUAAAAUUUUUAUUAGAUAAAAUAAAUAGUUAUGUAGAAAUGAAUGUGGAUACUAUUCCCGAUAAUUACGAACAUCGGUGUCAUAUAUGUGAGGAGGGGUUUAAUUAUGAUGAUAUCAGAGUAAGAGAUCACGAUCACUUAACAGGUGAUUUUCGCGGAAUAGCUCAUAACCAUUGUAAUUUAAAUUAUAGAUUCAAAAAAUUUAUUCCUAUUAUACUACAUAAUUUUACAGGUUAUGACUCCCAUCUGAUUUUCAAAAAUAUUCCUCCUAAACUAUUUUCGAGAAUUCAGAUUAUCCCAGUUAAUUCAGAAAAAUUUACUACGUUUACUUUAGAUCAUUUCAAAUUUAUAGACAGUUUCCAAUUUUUAAAUUCUUCGCUAACUACUUUAACAGAAAAUUUAAAAAAUGCAAAUUAUAAUUUUCCUAUUUUUAAUCAAUUUUUCUAUAAUAACGAAAAUAAAAAUUUAUUAAAAAGGAAAGGAAUUUUCCCAUAUUCUUAUUUUAAAAAUGAGGAUAUUUUAUACGAGAAAUGUUUACCCCCAAAAAAAUAUUUUUAUAACGAAUUAUCUGGAGAAAAUAUUAGCGAUGAUGAUUAUGAUCAUGCAAAAUUAGUUUGGAAAAAAUUUCGUUGUAAAAAUUUUAAAGAUUAUUUAAAAUUAUAUCAAUAUGUUGACACUUUAUUACUAGCUGAUAUAUUCCAAAAUUUUAGAAAAUUAAGUUUAAAAUAUUAUAAUUUAGAUCCAGUAUAUUUCAUAACAGCUCCAGACUUAACAUGGAAUUGUGGAUUAAAAAUGACAAAAAUUCAACUCGAAUUAUUUAAAGAUAUUAAUAUGUACCUUUUUAUUGAACAAGCAAUUCGCGGCGGAAUUAGCCUAACUUCGAAAAGAUUCGCGAGGGCCAACAAUCCUCUAAUUCCAGAAACCUAUGAUAAAAAUCAACGACAUAACUAUAUUAUUUCGAUAGAUGCUAAUAAUCUCUACGGAUUUGUGAUGAGUUCUUAUUUACCUGUAAAUAAUUUCAGAUGGUUAUCUGAGGAUGAGAUAAAUGCUUUAGACAUUUGUAAUAUUCCCGAUAGGAAUAAUAUAGGCUAUAUUUUAGAGGUUGAUUUAAAUUAUCCACCAAAUGUUCAUGACCGCCAUAAUGACUUACCAUUAGCUCCUAAUCAUACAUAUAUUCCAUUCGAUUUAUUAUCAAAUUAUCAAAAAUCGGUAUUAACUAAAUUAAAUUUAAAAUAUAAUAAUAAUAAUAAGAAAUUAAUUCCAACUUUGUUUGAUAAACAAAAUUAUGUAAUUCAUUAUAGAAAUUUAAAAUUUUAUUUAGAAGAGGGUUUAAUAUUAACUAAAAUUCAUCGAGUGCUUGCAUUUAAUCAAGAACCAUGGCUUAGAGAUUAUGUAUUGUUUAAUAAUAAAAAACGGCAGGAAUCAACGAAUGAUUUCGAUAAAAGUUUUUUCAAGUUAAUGAACAACAGUUUUUUCGGUAAAACCUGUCAGAAUGUGAGAAAGCGUUUAAAUUUAAAAACAGCCAUGACUGAAAAUCAAUGUCGAAAGUAUUUAUCUCACUCAGCUCUCGAAAAUUUCCAAAUUAUUAAUGAUAAUCUCACGAUUUUUAAAAUGAAAAAAAUUAACUUAUGUUUGGAUAAACCGAUUUAUAUAGGAUUUUGUGUAUUAGAAUUAAGUAAAUUGCAUAUGUAUCAAAUAUUUUAUAAAAUAUUUAAAAAUAAAUAUGGUGAAAAUGUGAAUUUGUUAUAUACAGAUACUGAUUCACUAACACUUCAAAUUUAUACGAAUAAUUUAUAUAAUGACUUUAAAUCAUUUCCAGAUAUUUUUGAUUUCAGCAACUACCCUAACACACAUGAAUUAUUUGAUGUAACAAAUAAAAAUAAGCUUGGAUAUUUUAAAGACGAGACAGCGUCUAAACCUAUAAUAGAAUUUUGUUCAUUAAAACCGAAAAUGUAUUCGUAUAUUUUCGAUAAUCAAAAUAAAAAAACAGCUAAAGGAAUUAAAAAAUCUGUUGUUAAAACCUUUAACCACGAAAAAUAUAAAGAAGUUUUAUUUAAUACUGAGCUAUUAAGACAUCAGCAGUAUGGUAUUAAAAGUAAAAACCAUAUUGUAACAACAUAUCUUCAGAAUAAAAUAUCACUCUCCCCGUUUUACGACAAAAAAUUUAUUUCUGAUAAUGGUAUAGAUGUGAUAUCGUUCGGACAUUAUACUUUUUAUAUUUAAAUUCUUCCAGAUUCUCUGAUAUCAUCUCCCCCCCAAUACGGUUACAUAUUAUUGUACAAGAGGAAACGAAAUUCAAAAACUUGUUUAAUACAUGGUGUUUCGAGUAAAACAUAUCGUUGUUUAAAACAAGCUGUAAAUAAAGCUGGAUUAUUUAAAUUACCAAAUAAUAAGAAAUACUUUUGUAAAUUUUUUGUAUUGACUAACCAAAUAACUAUGAUGUUAUGUAAUAAUAAUUUUAUAAAAUGUAGUUGUUCUAACUGUAAUCGUACUUUUUAAAAAUGUUGUAACCAUGUUUAUAUAUAAUAAAACUAUAUCCUAAUACAGAGUUUUUUUUAUAGAAUUCAAACACAUUACACCACUCGAAUGGGAAAAGUUUUCGAGUUUACCGAUGGACGAAAAUAAUAUCAAACGUUUUAAAAACUAUAUUAAAUGGGGAAUUAUAAGCCAAAAAACUGAUUUAAGCAGAGACUUCAUUUCUGAAUUUGCUGAUAAUUUAAACUGGGAGCUAAUAUGGAAAAAUUAUAUAUUCACCACUACGUUUAUCGAAAAACAUAUUAAAUACGCUAAAUGGAAUAUAAUUUCCGAACACCAAUUAUUAGACGAAGAAUUCAUGGAUAAGUUUUCGGACUAUCUUAAUUGGGAUAAAAUAGCAAAAUUUCAACUUCUCUCCGAUAAUUUUAUUAAGAAAUAUAUUGAUAAAUUAAAUAUGAGAAUAGUUUUAAAAUAUCAGCGAUUAAAUACCGAUACUCUACGGGAAUUACAAGAUUUUCUCCACUGGGAUUUGGUUUCUCGUUAUCAAAUACUGAACGAAGAUUUUAUUCACGAUUUUAAAUACCAUCUUUUCUGGUGUUAUAUUAUUAAAUAUCAGAAACUAGAUCAUAAAUAUAUUGCUGAAAACUCUCACAGUUUGUUAGUCUACAUACUUCAGGAUAUUUGUAACAUUGCUGAUGAUAUA